AUGAAGCGUUCACUCACGUAACCUAAUUAAUAUUUAGCCAUCGCGCGCCCACUUACCACUUAUUUUCAGCAAAUCAGUUAAGCAUGCUGGGCGAAAGUCACUUAAUAUUCAUAAGCCAAGCAUUCCCCAUAGUAGCUUUAGUAAAUUCGCUAACGGGAUAUGGGAUUAGCUCAGAACCGCAGGCUUCUCCUCCGCACUUGUUUGCCUCAGCCUCCGCCCCAUCGAGAUCCGAACCAGAGCUUCUCAUCGACGCACAACAUUGAUGACAACAAGGGAAUAUUUGAGCAGCGUUUAACAUAACGUCUUUAAGCGUAUCCCAAGGCUAUUAGAUUUACCAUUAACAUAAAAAAAAUUAAAAUUAAAUAAAAAUGUUCCGAAUGAGGCAGCCGUUUGAGAGCGAGAAGCUCCAACUCCAGGAGCUCAACCAAAAACUCAGCCAGUACCUAAUGCGCGCGAAGCAGUUGGAGCAAGAAAAUACCUGCUUGGUAAGCGAAAUAAAUUCAAUCAGACAGAAAAGGUCUGGAGAAUGGGAAAACAAACACAUGUCAGAGUUACGGGAGAUGCGAAGACUGGCGGAGCGCUUGUCUUUCGAGAAAUGCAGAGCAGAGAUGGAGCGCGAGAAGCUGCGCAAUGAACUUCAGAUGCUUCACGCGAUGCGUUCAGAUGAGGCUUCGGUGAGCAAAGGCAUCGACAGCGAGCUUAAAGGUUGCGAGAGGCAGCUCCAUCAUGAUCUUCAGACCAACACUGCGCUGGAAGAUCGUCUCAUUCAGCUCGAAAACGAAUACAAGUUUUUGGAAGAUGCCCACAGAAUAGAAAUCGCCCACCUGAGGGACCAGGUGCACUCUCGAACUGUACGUGUUGUCACUCAAACGCAUCACGCGCCUACAACUGUAACGAUGGAAGAGGUGCAGGAGUAUGCGGCCAACUUUACAGAGAGCUGGAAAGAUACAUUGGACAUGUAUCGCCUGAAGGUAGAGGAAAUCGAAGAGUCUAUCAAAGCCGACCAGGCGAGGCUGGAAGAUAUUCAGAGGGAAAAGAAGGAAUACGCUUUACAAUUCAAAAGGCUGCGUGAAGAAAUUGAGCAACAAACUCAUGUGCAGCUGAACCUUGAAGAGCAGCUCAUGAACAUGCAGGAAAAUUUCAGAGCUGAAAUCAAUCAGUAUCAGGUUAUUAUUGAAGAUCUGGAGUAUGAGCGCAGGUUGCUGUCCAACACCAUCUCAGAGAAGCUGAAGGACCAUCAGGAUCUCGUACAGGUUAAAAUGGGUCUUGCUCUGGAAGUGGCUGCAUACAGGGCACUCUUGGAAGAAGAAGGAAGACAUGCUCAAAUGUGGUCUAAUCAGCAGUCAAGAGAACGAAUAAUAGAUAUAAAAAUGCCAGCCCACCCUUUCACCCCAAGACUCUCUAGCAUUCCGGGAAGUCAACCAGAUACGAGAAAACACUUCACAGGAUAUGAUGUUAAAUAUAUGGAGCCUAUUUCCAGCAUGAGAACUUCAGAUGUAUCAAGUCAGUUUUAUUCUCAUGGACCCUCUAGGUUAGUGCCCAUCAGUGUAUCAAAUCGUGCCCAGCAAAGUCCUGCUUCGAGAAGGGACAUGAUUUCCUUCACCAAAGCAGUGCAGGCAGCUGCUGCCAGUUCCCCAAAAGAGGUUUCGAAGCAUCUCCCGCCCAAAAUUGAAAGUACAUCAACCUCUAAAAUCUCACAAAUAGCACAACCAAAGCCAGUGAAAGUGUUAUCACCUAUAGGCUUGAGCAAGGCCACCACUGAAGAAAGUCACCAGAAAGAUGUUGAAAUGAAAGAAAAGAGAAUGGAUGGCAAGUUAACAGUGAAAGAAGAAAGACAAUACGUUAAAGUAAAAGAAUCAAAAGCUAAAGAUGAAAGAGAGUUUGAAAGCCACCAGAAAGAUGCUGAAAAAAGAAUGAAUGCCAAACAAGAUACAGACAGAGUCAAGGCAACAGCGAAAUAUGAAACACAACAUGUCAAAAUAAAAGAAGAAAGGAAACCUAUUGAUGAGAGAGAGUCUAAGGUAUUUGUAGGUGAGGAAAAAGUCUUAGAUGCCGUUUCUAUGGAAGAAAUAAUGCAGCAGGUCAUGAAACCUGCUGGUUUGGAUACUAAGGUCAGCUCAUCCCCUGACUCAAAAGUCACAUAUCAUGUGGAGAAAACAAAGCAAGACGAUGGAACCACCAAGACUCAGAUUGUCUUACAAACUAAAGUGGAGGAAGAGCUAGACCUGUCUGAAGAUUCUGGCCUGGAGGAAUUUCUCAGCAAGGGAGUCAAGAAAGUCACCCUAGAGAACAUCAAAGGAACCCCAACAGGAAACAUGAUCGAGAACCUGUUGAGUCUUGGCUUGCAAGGUGAGAGCUUGGGAAACAGGUCGGUGAAUGUGGAGAUAAUAGAGGAACCUGUGGAGUCUCAAAGUGAUGAGGAAGAUGAAACUGAAAUAAAGGAGACAGUGGAGAUUAAGUCCCAACAACCAAACAUCAAACCCUCAUCAAUGUUCUUCCAAAUCGAGGAGCUAGAAAGCGAACCUAAGACCACAAAACCCUGUGAGGGCAGUUCUAAGACAGUCGAAGGGAUCAGAGAUGAAAGUUUACCCUAUUUCUCCCAUGGCCAAGAGCCACAAGAAUACUUUGUCUCCACUCCUGAGGACAAUAUGUCAGAGGAGGGUGAAAGGUUUAUGUCUUUUACCCAUUAUGGAGUUGUGGAUGAUCUGUCUGAUGAAAGAUAUUACCAGGAGGACGAGCCCAAAAGGUCGACUGCUGAAGGUCACAGUUACAGAGAUUCACCUGAAUAUGGUGACCACUCAUUUGUGAGAGACAGUAUCCAAGAAUGCAUAAUUGAAGAGGAGGUUCUCGUCUCUCCAACGCUGCAAAAGUCCAUAGUGGGAAUGCUGACAGGGGAGUCACUAGACCCCAAACAGCAGCUGAGAGGAGCACUAGAGCAAAUCCAAGGUAACAUCUCUGGGGCCCUGAAGGAAGAACUUGCAUUUUUAACUAAAGGUGGGGAGACCCCAGACAAUGUCUCAGUGGACAUCAAGAAAGUAGAACAAGCCACAGAUAAUGGAACCAUGACCAUCGUGGCAGAGCUUAAUGUAUCCCAGACUUUGGAGGAUUCUGGACUGCUGGAGGAGGAACAGGAUGAUCCAUCGGAAGAGCAGAUAAUGGCAGCGUUGAGCUCAUCUCACCCUGGACUCCAGCAGGCCCUCAGAGGUGGAGCUGGAAUUGGAUACACUAUGAAAGUUUCCCAAGAGGAGUUUCAAACAGAGGGAAUUCCGUGGAUGACCAGCAAUGAAGAGAUUGGACACUGGAGUUCUGAUGAGGUCAGCAAGACGGAGAAACAUAUCAAGCUGGGUCCUAGUGAGAGAUCCUUCACAUUUCAAAUGGAUGUGAACAACAGCUCUUCUGCAUCAACCAGUGGAGGAACCGGUGAAGCUGAAGAACGAAGAGGAAGCGGAGCUACUGAGUUUUUGCAGACCCAGAUGAUCGACCCUCACAUGAAGGUCUGUCACGAGAAGAGAAUCGCAACUGUUUAUCUUGAAAGCCCCAAAGACGACUGAGACUAAAAUGAAAUUGCCCUCCAAAUGAAUCAUUAUAUCUUGAAAUAAUUAUGUUUACAUAAUUCAUUAUGAAUUUGGAUAAAAGCAAUCAGGUGUUGUAAACCGGAAUAAAAAAUCCAUGAUCCAUGACUGAUUUCCUGUUAUAUCUGUCAAGUAAAAUGGAAAGUUCACCCAAAAAUGAAAACUCUGUCAUCAUUUACUCUUGUGUUGUUCCAAACCUGCAUGACUGUUUUCCAUGGAGCACAAAACAAUGUUAGGCAGAAUAAUAUCCUCAGUCAUCAUUCGCUUUCAUUGCAUCUUUUUUCCAUACCAUGAAAGUGAAUGGUGACUAAGGCUAACAUUCUGCCUAACAUCUCCUUUUGUGUUCCACAGAAGAAAUUAAGUAAUAUGGGAUUAAAACCACAUCGGUGUGAGUAAAGUUUGACAGAAUUUUCAUUUUUGGGUGAACAAUCCCUUUAUUCACUGUUUUGGUUUGAUCUUGAGUAUAUAUUUUGUAUUAUCUACCUGGACAUCUUAUUUAGUUUUUAUUAUAUAGUUUUGCUUUAAGUAUAGAAAAAGUUAGAUAACAGUUUUUCUUUCCAUGUCAUUUCUUUUUUAUUUCUUUAUCCUCUUGUAAAAAUGUACAUUGUAUGCUAUAUAAAAUGCACAGUUUGUUCUAGUUUCCAGAAAAUUCAUGUGAAAUAUCAAGUUAAACGGAGAAUGAAUAGAUCGAGAUGGAAAAGUAUGCAUAAAUUGUAGAAUAGCGCUUGCUUUGACUGGCUAUAUUUCUGUGAGUAUGUUCAAAAAUGUAUUCACAGUAUGACAAAGACCUUAGAAGAAUAUUUGUCACAAAUUUGGAUUUGGAAAUUUGGGAUUUUUAGGUUACGCCCUUAAAAUGAACUGACUUAUGCGGUGUGGUGUACAUUUGGCCACAUAUACAGUGUCUAGCUUUGCAUAAAACGAGAAAUAGACUGUCCUUCCAGUCUUCCAGAGAUCUCUUAAUCCUUAAAUGACAUUAGACCAGCGAGGACUAAUCUAGCAAUCCCGCUCCAACAGGACAACAUAUUUUUCAUUGCCCUGUUUAUGAGCAGAGACAGCAAGAGAGGGAGAGAGAGAACAUUAAAAUAAGUUCUAGGCAGAUUACAGAGAACUGUGUAAGUGCUUCAAGAAUAGCUAGCUGGUUGCUAUUAAGUCUGUGUCACAGCCUAUUACCUGUAUUCAGAUUGAGGAUUCACUUCCACUAAAGGAGCGCAUCUAAUGUGUGUCUAUUUUAGGAUUCAUACUCUAUCUUAAGACUUUCCAUCGACACCUCAAAAGGUAAAAUAGCGUAACAACUUGGACUGAAGAUUUACCAAGGUGUAAACAUUUGUUUUCCUCUAUUUUUGUAAUACCUUCAUACAUUCUGCUACAUCUUGACAGAUAUCAGACAUUUUCAUGUUAGUCAGUGGAGGCUGCAAGCUUGACUGUCCUAUGCUUACAAUAUUAACAAUAGAGCGUCAUUUAUUAUGAGAAAUCAUGUAACAUCAUUUAAAAAUUUGCUUACUGAAAAAUGAGGCUCUCAUUUAAUCUCAUUUAACAUUUAAUUUUCAAGUAUCUUGUCAUGUCUGCAUCAUUAUAAACCUUGAUGCAUUUGACCAGAAUCAAAAUCCUGAAUAUAAAUAUGUUAGCAGAUACAUGGUAAACUGAUUAAGAUUAUAAGUGAUAGUUCACCCAAAAAUUUUAAUUCAGUCAUAACUCAUCAUUUUGUUUCAAACCCAUAUGAAUUUUGAUUAUAUAUAUAUAUAUAUAUAUAUAUAUAUAUAUAUAUAUAUAUAUAUAUAUAUAUUAUUAACAUUACUAUGCUUGAGGAUUCCUUUGAGAUGGUGUUUCAGCACCUGACGAAGUUUGUCUGAAUCUAUGCAUAGGGUUCUAUUAUUCAAAAAACACUUUGUGAACCCUCCUAUUGUGCAUAUAUGGUGCAUGCAGAUUUACAGUGCAGUAUGCUAUACCUUUUACUGCCACAGCAAUGAUUGGUUUGGCUUGGCAGACUACAGAUGUAUUUUUGCAAUAUGAAAAUUCACAGAAGUGGUGUUUUGUGUGCCGUGUUAAGAAACAGACUUGGUAUCUUGUCUGCUCACUGUCUGAAUAUUGGUCCACAUGCGAAAUGCAAACAUAAUAAACGAAACCUUACAGACAA
This is a messenger RNA of Myxocyprinus asiaticus (Chinese sucker), 5706 nucleotides long. Its product is annotated as synemin-like. Bases 369 to 3551 code for a protein of 1060 amino acids. Gene Ontology annotation, molecular function: structural constituent of muscle; vinculin binding; intermediate filament binding. Gene Ontology annotation, biological process: intermediate filament cytoskeleton organization; fast-twitch skeletal muscle fiber contraction. The transcript is spliced from 4 exons. Gene Ontology annotation, cellular component: sarcolemma; costamere; intermediate filament. NCBI's taxonomy places the organism in Eukaryota, Metazoa, Chordata, Actinopteri, Cypriniformes, Catostomidae. The record is from RefSeq and is a predicted model, not a curated record.